Molecule: messenger RNA, 666 nt
Organism: Rotaria sp. Silwood2
Lineage: Eukaryota; Metazoa; Rotifera; Eurotatoria; Philodinida; Philodinidae
Source: the annotation of a GenBank genome assembly
AUGCAAAGUAUUGCUUCAUUAUUAGGUUAUCGUCAUAUGGCAAUAAACAAAGUUCAACAUUUAUUUCCGUAUGCAUUAAUGUUUACUACUUUUGUUCGAAAUAAACAUGAUAUGGAUUUAAAUGAUAAAAGGCGCUAUAUAAUACAUUUUUUAUAUGAUUUACCAGCAUUUUUAUUAGUUAUAGGCUUUAAAUUAUUGAAUAAUCCAUUAAAUUCAUUAUGUAGUCAAAUUACGACUUGUUGUUAUUUAGGUUGUUUGCCUAUUCCUGCCGAUGUAGAGACAUUAAAUAGUAUUGGGAUUAAAUAUGUUCUUAAUAUGUGUGCUGAAUAUAGCGGUCCACGUAAAACAUAUAAAAAAUAUAAUAUAAAGCAAUUACAUUUACCAACCGUAGAUAGUACAGCACCGUCAUUAGAGACAAUUGAAAAAGCAAUCAAAUUUAUGAAAGAAGCUUAUAAAAAUAAUGAAAAAAUAUUUGUUCAUUGUAAAGCUGGUAUGGGAAGAAGUUCUACGAUUGUAUUAUGCCAUUUGGUUGCUAAUGAAAAGAUGUCACCGGAAAAUGCAUUAAAAUUACUCAAAGAAAAACGACCUGAAGUAUCAAGUAGUAUUAUGACUUACGGAUCUGUGAAACAGUUUUUUGCCUUGUUGAAAAACAAUAAAAUGCAAUAA